GGCCUUUGCCCCGGCCCCCGGGCGUCACGAUGACCGACACCCGGCGGCGGGUGAAGGUUUACACGCUCAACGAGGACCGGCAGUGGGACGACCGGGGCACCGGGCGUGUGUCGUCCGGCUACGUGGAGCGGCUGAAGGGCAUGUCCCUGCUUGUCAGGGCCGAGAGCGACGGUUCUCUACUUUUAGAGUCCAAAAUAAAUCCUAAUACUGCAUACCAGAAACAACAGGACACUUUGAUUCUGUGGUCUGAAGCAGAAAAUUAUGACUUGGCCCUUAGCUUUCAAGAAAAAGCUGGAUGUGAUGAAAUUUGGGAGAAAAUAUGUCAGGUUCAAGGAAAGGACCCAUCAGUGGACAUCACUCAGGACCUUGUAGAUGAGUCUGAAGAGGAGCGGUUUGAUGAUAUGUCAUCGCCAGGUUUAGAAUUGCCAUCUUGUGAAUUAAGUCGCCUUGAGGAAAUUGCAGAACUUGUGGCAUCUUUACCUUCCCCCCUGCGUCGUGAAAAACUUGCACUAGCACUGGAAAAUGAGGGUUACAUUAAAAAGCUCUUAGAGCUUUUUCAUGUGUGUGAGGAUUUGGAAAAUAUUGAAGGACUGCACCACUUGUAUGAAAUUAUCAAAGGCAUCUUCCUCUUGAAUCGAACUGCUCUUUUUGAAGUUAUGUUCUCUGAGGAAUGUAUAAUGGACGUCAUUGGAUGCUUAGAAUAUGAUCCUGCUUUAUCACAACCACGAAAACAUAGGGAAUUUCUAACAAAAACAGCCAAAUUUAAAGAAGUGAUUCCCACAUCAGAUCCUGAGCUGAAACAAAAAAUUCAUCAGACAUACAGAGUUCAGUAUAUACAAGACAUGGUUCUACCUACCCCUUCAGUCUUUGAAGAAAAUAUGUUAUCAACACUUCACUCUUUUAUCUUUUUCAAUAAGGUAGAAAUUGUUGGUAUGUUACAGGAAGAUGAAAAAUUUCUGACAGAUUUGUUUGCACAGCUAACAGAUGAAGCAACAGAUGAGGAAAAAAGACAGGAAUUGGUUAACUUUUUAAAAGAAUUUUGUGUGUUCUCCCAAACGCUACAACCUCAAAACAGAGAUGCUUUUUUCAAGACUUUGUCAAACAUGGGUAUAUUACCAGCUUUAGAAGUCAUCCUUGGCAUGGAUGAUACACAGGUGUGAAGUGCUGCUACUAAUAUAUUCUCAUACUUGGUUGAAUAUAAUCUAUCCAUGGUACGAGAGUUUGUCAUGCAGGAGGCACAACAGAAUGAUGAUGUAAGUCAGAAGUUAACAGAGCAAAAAAUAACCAACAAGGAUAUUUCGCUCAUCAACCUCAUUAUAGAACAUAUGAUUUGUGAUACAGACCCUGAACUUGGAGGAGCAGUCCAGCUUAUGGGCCUCCUUCGAACAUUAGUUGACCCAGAAAACAUGUUAGCUACUGCCAAUAAAACAGAAAAGACUGAAUUUCUGGGUUUCUUCUACAAGCACUGUAUGCAUGUCCUUACUGCUCCCUUACUGGCAAAUACAACAGAAGACAAACCUAGCAAAGAUGAUUUUCAGACUGCCCAGUUCUUGGCACUUGUAUUGGAAUUGUUAACAUUUUGUGUGGAGCACCAUACCUACCACAUAAAGAACUACAUUAUUCAUAAGGACAUUCUCCGGAGAGUGUUAGUUCUUAUGGCCUCGAAGCAUGCUUUCUUGGCAUUAUGUGCUCUUCAUUUUAAGAGAAAGAUUACUGGAUUAAAAGGUGAGUUUUACAACCGCUACAUAAUGAAAAGUUUUUUGUUUGAACCAGUAGUCAAAGCAUUUCUUAACAAUGGAUCCUGCUACAAUCUGAACUCUGCCAUAAUAGAAAUGUUUGAAUUUAUUAGAGUGGAAGAUAUAAAAUCAUUAACUGCUCAUGUAAUUGAAAAUUACUGGAAAGCACUGGAAGAUGUAGAUUAUGUACACAAAGGAUUGAAACUGAGAUUUGAACAACAAAGAGAAAGGCAAGGUAAUCCCAAACUUGACAGUAUGCGUUCCAUUUUGAGGAAUCAUAGAUAUCGAAGAGACGCCAGAACACUAGAAGAUGAAGAGGAGAUGUGGUUCAACACAGAUGAAGAUGACAUGGAAGAUGGAGAAGCUGUCGUGUCUCCAUCUGACAAAACUAGAAUGAUGAUGACAUUAUGGAUCCAAUAAGUAAAUUCAUGGAGAGGAAGAAAUUAAAAGAAAGUGAGGAAAAG
Eubalaena glacialis (North Atlantic right whale) is the source of this 2200-nucleotide messenger RNA. RefSeq names its product serine/threonine-protein phosphatase 4 regulatory subunit 3A-like. Gene Ontology annotation, biological process: DNA damage response; protein dephosphorylation. Gene Ontology annotation, cellular component: protein phosphatase 4 complex; nucleoplasm. Lineage: Eukaryota; Metazoa; Chordata; Mammalia; Artiodactyla; Balaenidae. The record is from RefSeq and is a predicted model, not a curated record. Gene Ontology annotation, molecular function: protein phosphatase activator activity.